UCCUCUUUUAGACUGAUUUGAGAGAGAGAAAGAGAGAGAGAUUUACUUGUAUUGAAAGCAAAGCAAUCGAUCGAAGGUAAAGAGGCAGAAAGAGAGAGAAAAGCAGUCUAUUCUUGGCCUCUGAGAAGUCCAGUGAGUUUUCAAAUGAAGGUGAAGCUUGCUGAGGGUGACAAAACCAGAAUCACACUUGCUUGUGACGCAUAAUCUCAAACUCAAGAACCUUUGAAAGCCAGCCAGCUCAUUUGGUAGCCUCUCAAUUACUCCAUAUCGUGAUCUGUGAGUGACCAAAGAAACUCCACUUCUCUCACGCACAUCCCACCAUCUUCUUCCACAGUUUCAUCAUUUGAGCUUCUGAUAAACUAUGAAGGGCAGACUCUGUUUCUUCAUGCUAGCUCUGCAGAUUCUUGUCUCGGUUUCUGGAGCAACGAGAUCGAUCCCACAAACUGAUGCCAUCAUUUCCCAUCCAGGCCAAGAAGAGGCUCCACAGUCAUCACCAUACGCAACAGAACCAAACAAGAAGGGCAUGGCAGAGACAAUGGUGGAAGAAGAGUAUGAAAGAAGAGGGGCUGGUAAAGUAGGGUCAAGCCCACCAAGAUGUGAACACAAGUGUUAUGGAUGCACGCCAUGCGAAGCCAUUCAAGUGCCAAGUAUUAGCAGAAGAAGCCAUUUGGCUAUUCAGUAUGCAAACUAUGAGCCUGAGAGCUGGAAAUGCAAGUGUGGUCCUUCCUUCUACAGCCCUUGAAUGAAUAUUAUUCACUGUUUCGUUCAUACAACUUCACACAUACCCAGCUUAUCUCAAUGUUAAUGUAUAGUUGAUUGAUCCUAUAAUUCACGGUGUGAUGUGGACAAGAGAAGUAUUUGUCGAAGCCAUAAAGGCAUAAUCCUUCUGGUAAUUAGAAGUGUCUUCUUAAUGACUAAGAGACUACUAGAUUUCCCAUAAAUGAUGCUUAAAUUUUAAAUUUCAUAAAUAAUCCUUGUUAUGUAAGAACAUUUCAUUACU
This is a messenger RNA of Prosopis cineraria, 1000 nucleotides long. RefSeq names its product EPIDERMAL PATTERNING FACTOR-like protein 6. Gene Ontology annotation, biological process: stomatal complex development; guard cell differentiation. NCBI's taxonomy places the organism in Eukaryota, Viridiplantae, Streptophyta, Magnoliopsida, Fabales, Fabaceae. The record is from RefSeq and is a predicted model, not a curated record. The transcript is spliced from 3 exons. Bases 362 to 742 code for a protein of 126 amino acids.